Messenger RNA from Propithecus coquereli (Coquerel's sifaka), 1176 nucleotides. RefSeq names its product tachykinin, precursor 1 (gene TAC1). The coding region runs from base 243 to 635 and encodes 130 amino acids. The record is from RefSeq and is a predicted model, not a curated record. Gene Ontology annotation, biological process: tachykinin receptor signaling pathway. The transcript is spliced from 7 exons. NCBI's taxonomy places the organism in Eukaryota, Metazoa, Chordata, Mammalia, Primates, Indriidae.
CACGCAAGCGAAAGGAGAGGAGGCGGCUAAUUAAAUAUUGAGGAGAAAGUCGCGUGGGGAGAGUAUCGUCACGUGGGUCCCGGGGCUCGUCGAGCCUGGGAUAAAUACCGCAGGGCACCCAGCAGGCAAAAGAGCGCGCUCGGAACCCUCCUUCGCCGCCGCUGCCACCGAGAGCGCGGAGCCCCGCGAGCGCUCAGACCAGCCCGAGGGACCCCGCGGGCCUGUCCGCCGCACAAUCCAACAUGAAAAUCCUCGUGGCCUUGGCAGUCUUUUUUCUCGUCUCCACUCAACUAUUUGCAGAAGAAAUCGGAGCCAAUGAUGAUCUGAAUUAUUGGUCCGACUGGUCUGACAGUGACCAGAUCAAGGAGGAGCUGCCGGAGCCCUUUGAGCAUCUUCUGCAGAGAAUCGCCCGGAGACCCAAGCCUCAGCAGUUCUUUGGAUUAAUGGGCAAACGGGAUGCUGAUUCCUCAAUUGAAAAACAAGUGGCCCUGUUAAAGGCUCUUUAUGGACAUGGCCAGAUCUCUCACAAAAGGCAUAAAACAGAUUCCUUUGUUGGACUAAUGGGCAAAAGAGCUUUAAAUUCUGUGGCUUAUGAAAGGAGUGCAAUGCAGAAUUAUGAAAGAAGACGCAAAUAAACUACCUAACAUAUUAUUUAUUCAGCUUCAUUCGUGUCAAUGGGCAAUUAAAGGUAAAAUAAGAUGCUCACUAUGAGGAAUAAUUAUUUAUGUGAUAACAAUUGUUAUUUUGAGUUGAAAACUCAAAAAGGUGUUUAUUUUUCAUAUUGUGCCAAUAUGUGUUGUAAACAUGUGUUAUAAUUCUAAUAUGAUGACUCCCUCAGAAGUUGGAAUCAGUGAUAGUUUUGCAACAAAGCACAGUGUUCAAUGAAUUGUAGAACCCUGUCAAUGAUACAGUCUCCAAAGAAAGAAAGAAUUGCUCUGAAGCAGUCAUACCAGCUACUGCUAAAACUUCCGACAAUCUCGUGCUUCCCUAUUUUUUUCAUGGUGAAAAUAUACUGAGAUUUUGGUAUCAAACUAUAUUUGUAUCCUUGAAGCAUGUUUCAUGUUUGUGACUACAUAAGAUGUUUUUAAGAGUUUUAAUGUGACUCUAAGGUCUUCUUUCCAUUGUAUGAUGUGUUGUGAUAGCUAACAUUUUAAAUAAAAGAAAAAAUAUCUUGAA